UAUUUACAGUGUUUAAAUUUUCAGCCAAAGGUUUGAGAAAUAAUGAAAUCAAUAAAAUAUCUGCUUCUAGAUCAACUUUUUGCAAAGAGAAAAAUCUGACUAUUAUGAAGUAGCAAAUACCAAACAAGAAACAAAGAGCACAUGUUUGCUUUGUUCUUUGCACAAUAAACAGGUUCCUAUUUCAGGUUUGUGAACAUUAUAGAUUUUCACGUAUGUCGAGGCCACUGCUUUUACUCUCCCUUGUACAAGAAUGUUCAUGAAAACAGAUCAUAAAUUUACUUUCAAGCCAGACAAAGUAGAGAAUUACAAAUCAUUUCUCUAAAAGGCAGCUAAGUCAAAAUAAUAAACUGAGUGGUUUGUUUUAAGAGCAGAAGGUGUAGGUUUUUCAGACUGGGCCAGACAUAGUUCCCUCCCUGCAGCUUUCCAACUACCACUGUUAUGAAGGAACGCCUCCGAAAUGUUUUCAGAAGAGCUAGAACUAGCCAUAUAUUAAAAUUCAGUUGAUUUGAUGUGUUGUGUUUUUGUUAUGGUUUUGUCCAUAAUUUUGAAAUAUCACGCCUCCUUUAUUUCUGAAGUUUACUUGAUCCAACUUUAACGUGUUUGAUGAGUUCAUGCAGAUCUAAAGAUAUGCCUUUAGGUGGGUGGGAGGAGGGAGCUGGGAUGCCACACCCAAACCGUUUCCAUCUGAGCGAACUGAGAUCCUUAGAUCCUUAGAAUCAGACUAAGGAAGAGAAAAGCGGAACAGCGGGACUCAUGCGCUUGAAAAAGAUUAAUUAGAAACGUGUUCCACCUUUUCAAGGUAAAAAUAAUGUUUUGAAGGUGGUUUCCAACCAUUGUACGGACUCGUUUGAAAACACUUGCUUGCCAGUAUGUCCAAUCACAGAGGAAAGAUUGCUGGACUCUUUAUCUGUAUUUUAUUACUUGCAUCAGGCUUCAUUUCUUUGUAUACCAGGCGUUUAAGAGCCUUUGCCUUUAUCAAAGAACUGAAUGUGCUAAGGGAAUCAACACCAGCAACCACAAAUGAUUUGGAUGACAAACUUAACUUUGGGGCCAGACCACAUGUUCAGACCCAGACUUCCUGGAACGCACCUAUUAUGUGGGAACUGAUGUUUGAUAAUAAUCUAUAUGACCGAAAGCACAAAGAAGCCAAUACAACUGUGGCCCUCACGGUUUUUGCUGUUGGAAGGUACCUGGAAGCCUAUCUCAAAACAUUCCUGACUUCAGCAGAAGAACAUUUCAUGCUGGGAUUACCUGUGACGUAUUUCGUGUUUACGGAUUUACCAGAGCAGGUGCCAGAAAUUACCCUGGCUCCUCAACGAAACAUCAACAUUGUCAAGGUAGAGAAGCACACCAGGUGGCAAGACAUCUCUAUGAUGCGAAUGAAGACAAUAUCAGAAGUAAUCGACACAGUUCUCCAGCACAAAUUCACUUAUGUCUUCUGUUUUGAUGUGGAUCAGAUAUUUAAAGGCAGAUUUGGCUCUGAGGCUCUUGGGGAGUCAGUAGCUCUACUCCAUGCUCACUAUUACAAACUCCCAAAGUACAGGUUCACAUAUGACAGAAAUCCAGAAUCCAAAGCUUACAUGACUGAAGGCGAUUACUACUAUCAUGCUGCAAUUUUUGGAGGAACAUGUGAAAAAGUAAAGGCCUUGGCAGAUUACUGCUAUGUCAACAUCAUGGAAGAUAAACUGAAAAAUGUAGAGGCUUUAUGGCACGAUGAAAGUCACUUGAACAAGUACUUUUGGCUCAACAAACCCACCAAGUUGCUCUCUCCUGAGUACUGCUGGGAUGAAUCUAUUAGCGAUGCAAAAGACAUACUCGUCAAGCGCCUAGUAUGGGCCCCAAAAGACUAUGAGAAGCUUCGUACUCGAUAACGUGCAUAAAACCUAAAAAAAAAAAAGAAAAAAUAAGUGUGAUGCAAUAUUGGAAAGAAAAACAAUAUUUGAAAUUUGAUUUUGGUUUAUCUAAAGAAUUUGUAAAUUCAGAGCUUCAACUCUCAUGGCAAGCUGGUAAAGUUUGUUUGGAAACUUAGAGUUUUAGGUGUAGGUCACUGUUAUUCUAAUAAAAACCUUUUUUCCUA
This is a messenger RNA of Poecilia latipinna (sailfin molly), 2077 nucleotides long. Its product is annotated as N-acetyllactosaminide alpha-1,3-galactosyltransferase-like. Gene Ontology annotation, biological process: carbohydrate metabolic process. NCBI's taxonomy places the organism in Eukaryota, Metazoa, Chordata, Actinopteri, Cyprinodontiformes, Poeciliidae. The coding region runs from base 870 to 1871 and encodes 333 amino acids. The transcript is spliced from 5 exons. The record is from RefSeq and is a predicted model, not a curated record. Gene Ontology annotation, cellular component: membrane; vesicle; Golgi apparatus. Gene Ontology annotation, molecular function: hexosyltransferase activity.